Molecule: messenger RNA, 1175 nt
Organism: Atta colombica
Lineage: Eukaryota; Metazoa; Arthropoda; Insecta; Hymenoptera; Formicidae
Exons: 6
Coding region: 122-1003 (293 amino acids)
Cellular component (GO): mitochondrion
Source: RefSeq, a predicted model, not a curated record
CACCAGAUGCUUCCCGAGAAAUUAUCCUUUCGAAAAAGAAAGAACGAACACGUCAUAGACACUCGACAAGAAUCAACGUGUAAGUUUCUAUUCGUUUGACGCUCUCUUAUACCUAGACAAAAUGUGCAUAUCGGUGACGGCGCUUAGUCGACGAGGAUUUACCUCGAGGGAUGUUAUGCGGUUCGGCAUUAAGCAACUUCAUUGCUCCAGUUGCGAAUCAACAAUGAACAACGUGCUGUCACGACGAUGUCCCGCAUCGUUGAACGUCGCCGAUGUCUCACGAAUUUUGGGCUGGUUUCGCGAGAGCACGAAAAUGUUUUCUUCCGUGAGGACUCCGAUUUCCUCCGACGUCGUCGCCGACGCUCUGACAAAGCGACAAGCAAAGGAGUUGGUGUCAAAGCUCACUUCGGAGGAACGUGGCUUGUUUUUGACAGCAUUAAACGAAUGCAAAUCAGCGGAGCAGAAGGCUGGUUAUGAAGGUCAACUGGCAGCUAUCCGAUGGAGGAGCAAGUUAGGCAGACCUAGCAAAAUACCAUCAUUAGGCGAGGUGGAUCCUACAGGAACCUACUGCCCUAUGCCGGACGAUUGGUUAAACCGCAAGUACGUUGAACACGUUGCAGAGCCAUCCACAAAAGACUUGGUAUUCGUCGCGAUCGCGAAUGCAAUUCCAUUCGUUGGAUUUGGUUUUCUUGACAACUUCAUCAUGAUCGUUGCUGGCGAUCAAAUCGAAUUGAUGCUGAACAGAAGGUUCCCUAUCUCUACCAUGGCAGCGGCAGCGCUGGGCAACACGGUAUCAGACGUCAUUGGAAUCGGUUCGGUGCAUUAUGUUGAGAUAUUUGCUCAAAAAAUCGGCUUCGAAGCGCCCAAAUUAACUCUAGCACAACUGAAUCUGCCUAGGACACGAAUAGCUGCGAAUGUGGGUCGAGUUAUCGGUGUUACGAUUGGAUGUAUUAUUGGCAUGACGCCUAUACCGUUAGCCGCGCUUUUUCGUAAUGAUAGCUGAAUUAGCCAAAAAAAAUGACUGAAAGAAACGAAUUAAUUUAAUUAAUUUAAUACAAUUAACUUAGUAUGUAGGACAGGCCGCAAAUACCCCACAAUAAGCGUUUUAUUUUACACAAAUGCUUAAACUUUUAUAGUUUUAAUGUUCAACUAUCGUAAAUAACACGAUUUCCAUC